AUGUCCACCCCCGACACCACAAUCCACCCCCACCCCACAGGCGCAGCCGCCUCUCUCGCCUCAGCCCACGCCAACCCAGUCGAUCCCCAAUCCUAUUCCACCCCCGGCCUGCGUCUCUACGGCGGCUGGUUCUGCCCCUUCGUCCAACGCUCCUGGAUCGUCCUAGCCGAAAAACAGAUCCCGUACCAGUAUGUGGAAAUCAACCCGUACCGGAAAGAGGCCGAGUUCUUGCGGUUGAAUCCGAGGGGGUUGGUGCCUACUUUGGCUGUUGUUACCACCACAGAGCAGGAUGGAUCUGGUGGGGGGAGGAAUGAGAAGGAACAGUCGCUGGGUGAAAGCGCGGUGAUUUGUGAGUAUUUGGACGAGCAAUUUGCUGAUGAGGGGGUUUAUGGACCGCGGCUGUUGCCUGCCGAGAGUGAGGGUGUGGAAGCGGUGUUUGAGAGAGCACGGUGUCGGUUGUGGAUCAAUCACAUCGCCACGCGGAUUGUGCCGGCGUUUUAUCGGCUGUUGCAGCAUACGGAGGAGAAAGUGUAUACCAUUGAGGAGGCUAGGCGGGAGUUGCUGAAGGGGCUGAGGGAGUUUGCGGCGGAGAUGGUGCGGACGGGAAGGAAAGGGCCGUGGUUUUUGGGGGGGAGGUUUAGUCUGGUGGAUGUUAUGUUGGCGCCGUGGGCGAAGAGGCUGUUUUUAAUUGAUCAUUAUAAGCCGGGCGGUGUGGGGAUUCCGGGGAAGGGUGAGAGGAAAGAAGAGGAAGAGGGGGCGUGGGCGAGGUGGGAUGAGUGGUUUGCGGCGGUUGUGGAGAGGGAGAGUGUCAAGGCGACGUGGAGUGAGGAGGAGAAGUACAUUGAGGUGUAUAAACGGUAUGCCGAGGAUACUACGCAGUCUGAGGUCGGGCAGGCUACGAGGAAGGGAAGGGGGUUGCCUUGA
Dichotomopilus funicola is the source of this 924-nucleotide messenger RNA. RefSeq names its product glutathione S-transferase. Gene Ontology annotation, cellular component: cytoplasm. The record is from RefSeq and is a predicted model, not a curated record. NCBI's taxonomy places the organism in Eukaryota, Fungi, Ascomycota, Sordariomycetes, Sordariales, Chaetomiaceae. The transcript has a single exon. Bases 1 to 924 code for a protein of 307 amino acids.